AGCACCAAACACAUGCCGGCGUAAAAAAUAAGAUAACUCUGCCUUUUCUGAAACCAUUUUAAAUGCUUAGAAGGAUGAGUAGCGGCUACAGCGGUCAAAAACUGGCGACAGUUGUCAAGGAGCUUGAAAACUUUGCACCUGUAAAGCUGGCAGAGGCGUGGGACAACGUGGGAUUGCUGAUAGAGCCGUAUCGUGAGAAACUAAUCACCAAAAUAUUGCUCACAAAUGACCUAACCGAGCCAGUCAUGAGCGAGGCUCUCCAGAAGGAUGUGGGUCUGAUAAUCAGCUAUCAUCCGCCGAUAUUCCAAGCGCUGAAGAGGAUAACGCAGGCCCAUUGGAAGGAGCGCGUGGUGACCGCCUGUUUGGCCAACAAUAUAGCCUUAUAUUCCCCGCACACGGCGUGGGACAAGGCCUGCGGUGGCGUCAAUGAUUGGCUCUCGCAGGCGGUGCGUAUCCAAAACAUCCGUCCCCUGGAACCGGAAUUGGGGGCUCCCCCGGGUACUGGUUCAGGCCGAUUCAUAGAGACCAAAAUGGAAAUCGAUGAGCUGGUGCAAUCCCUUCAAAAUCACAUCCAGAACAGCGUCCAUGUAGCUUUGUCUGUCAACCAUCAUCCCAAGAGUCUCAUCCAAACCGUGGGCAUUUGUGCUGGCUCCGGUGGAACGCUGCUCAAGGGCAUCAAAGCUGAUCUCAUAAUCUCGGGGGAAAUGUCACAUCACGAGCUGCUAGAGUUCAAUCAUAACAACACCACAGUUCUGCUGUGCAAUCACAGCAAUUCGGAGCGGGGAUUUCUCAAGCAAUUCGCCCCGAAACUAGGGGAACUCUUGAAGGGAGCCUGCGAGAUUAUUGUGUCUGCUGAAGAUAAGGAUCCAUUGAUUACCGUGGCAAAGGGAUCCUCGCUAGUUGAUGCGUUCAAGGAAGGACAGUAACAGGAUUUUAGAUAAAUGUAUAAUGUUUAACAAUGCAUUUACUGGCAUCAAACGUAAUGUUUAAAAAUAAUAAUAAUAAAACGGAUUUUUCGAACGGC
Molecule: messenger RNA, 1024 nt
Organism: Drosophila kikkawai
Lineage: Eukaryota; Metazoa; Arthropoda; Insecta; Diptera; Drosophilidae
Product: NIF3-like protein 1
Cellular component (GO): mitochondrion; cytoplasm
Source: RefSeq, a predicted model, not a curated record